AAUGCCUAUUCGAUCAGCGCGUAUCAUAACACGGAAGCCGAAGUGUGUUUUCUUUCAAAUCGUGGUCUCUCUGAGUUAUGAGCUUUUAGGCACAAUAGUAAAAUCCAGAAAUAAAGAGUGGGAAUUUGAGCACGUGCGUUGUGAACUUACAGUGAAAUACCACAAUGACAGAAUUAAAAGCAUAUAAAGUGUGUAACCUCACCCGGCAGACGUUUUACGGGGUGGCGGUGAAUUCUCUGGGUCAGCUUAAAAUAAGAGGUGGUGACGCUCUGGGCUUCAGUCCCGAUGCAUCAGUUUCAGUGGUGCUAGAAGAUGACGGGACCAUCGUAGAAGAUGAAGAUUACUUUUUGUGUCUGCCGGCUGAUACCAAAUUAAUGCUGUUGAAUUACAGGGAAACAUGGACACCUGCCCUUCAAGUUGAUGGAAGGACAGGGCAGCCUAACAGAGAGUCUGUUGAUCUGGAGGUAGAUGGGCAAGACAACGUUGAUGGGGCUGAAUCCUGGCACAGUGCUGCAAAUUGUUUAAAGCAGAACCUGGGCAACAUUAUCCUCAUGUCUGAGGCAGAUUUACAGAGUUUGAUUGACGUGCCUUGCUCAGAUCUGGCAACAGCACUGGGCUUUUCACAGCAGAAAUCCCGCAUCCUACAGGAAACCCUGCAGACGAUUGUGGAUCGUAGGGAGGAGGAGAGACAGUCCAAAGAAUUACUGCAGCUUUAUCUUAAAGCUAUAGAACAAGAAAGCAACCAAAACCCACCAGAGACCAGUGCUAAACUAGAUGAAACAGAUGGGGUGCAGGUGGAGACCACAGCAGCAUUCAGCUCCAGAAUACUUUCGGUUUUGAAGCACAAAACGCACCCUGAGACCAGACUCUCCAAUGAAGAGCUACAGAUGGUGGUGAGGCAAGGAGUGGAUGUCAUGGUGGAGGCGCUGGGCUGGGACAGGGAAAGGACAGCAGUGCUGGUGCAGGAUUGUGGGGCUGAGCUCAGUAAACGUCUACAGCGGGUUCAGGCCCUGCAUUCCCUCAGUGCUCAAAACCAGUCCUUAAAUACCACCUUACAACCGCAGACUAAAAGAGAAACUCGAGCCAAACGGCGCAAACAACAGCCUUAAAACAUGUAAGACAUUUCUUUAUUCUGGUCUGUAUAUUCAUGUAUUUUAUAUCUAAGGCACAGGAAAAAUAAAGAUGAACUUCGACAUUUCCAUUUUUGUUUGAUUGCUUUGAUAAUAGCCACAUAGACUUGAAAAGAACGAAAUGCUACUUGAAUACCGUGACAUACCAAAGCCAUAGUAUUCCACGCAUGUGUGUUUGAUGUCAGAUAGUUUAAGAGUUACAUGAGUGGUUCUAUUUUCGAAUCGAGACGUUUGUAUGAUUUCAUGUUUCUUAUUUAUCGAAAGUGGCCCAUGACCCAUCCUUGAGGUUUUGAUGAUAACAGUCCUAAGCUACAGUAUAUAAUUUACGCUUCGAUUGUUGAAAGAAUAAAAAAGGAAGCAAAACAUUUUAGAUAUAAAUAUUAAAGGGGUCAUAUGACACGGCUGAAACAAUAUUACUGUAUGUUUUAGAUGUAAUACAAUGUGUACGUAUACACGAUUUAAGGUUCAAAAUCGCUGUAUUUCCACAUACCGAGCAUGUUUGUAUCUCCUCUUUGUCCCGCCUCUGAAACGUGCAGAUUUUUUACAAAGCUCAUCGCUCCUAAAAGCGAGGUGUGCAAUGAUUGGCCAGUUAACCAGUGCGUAGUGAUUGGUCGAAUACUGCAAGCGUGUGACGGAAAUGUAACGCCUCUUACCAUAUUUGGAACAUCAGGUUCCAAAGCAAUUGUACUGACAGGUACGCCCACCUUACUUGCGUAUACAUUUUGGCGGUCUUAGUCAAAUCAUACCACAAAAUGUCGUAGAUUUGUGGGGGUGUGGUUACACGAGGAGUUUCAGGCAGGUCUGUGUGAGCAUUUGCUUUUAGAUAGAAUGCAUCUUUUGUUCCGACACUUUCAUUUUUAUGUGUCUAAUACAUGCACGGGCAACUUAUAACACACCAAAGACACAGAAAAACAGGUAUUCGCGUCAUAUGACCCCUUUAAAUGUAAUAUCUUCCAGUAGGGCAUGAAUAGCAAUGUAGUGUGUCAGAGUUAGAAUGCAUCAAUUUAUAAUAUUGUUGGGGAAAGGAAUGUGCUAUUGUUUUAUGAUUUUUCAAGGUUCACUGAAUGUGUCAAAUUUGAAAUGUUAGCAAAUAAAUCCAUUUUUUUUCUCUUGUACAUUUCACAGAACAUAAUAUGAAUGUAUUAUUAAAACAAUUUUGAUAAAGAACAAGCAGUGUUUAAACUGAUGUGAGCUUUAAAACCCCUGACUUGUAAAUGCCUUGAUAUUUUUAAUUAAAAUAUUUUGAUGUGUAGUAAACAAACCUCCAGAAACUUCUGUAGCAAAAACCAUUUCUUUUUAGGUAUUUAUAAACUGAAUCACACCAAAAGUACAUUUACUCCAGCUUGUCAGAGAGAGUGGUAAUAUAUAGCAUUUGCGUAACAGCUGAUAAACUAAUGAAGACACCUGCUAGUCUGUGGACAUCUUUCCAUAUUCACCACUAAUGCCUUGUUAAAACCACGUCUCCUAUUGUAACGAGCAUGUGAAGGCUUUGUGUUGGGUGUGGUUGUGAAGCCCGUCGCCUGUCGUAGUGCUUCUCUGUGACUGUGAUGUAAUACUUUUGAUUUAAAGUUCUGAAUUCUGAAUCAUUGUUUGACUUUAUGCCAGUGAUCAGUGUGUCCUCUGAACAGGAUGUUGUGAAUGUUCAUGUGGAAUUCAUUAGGCUGCUCCAAAUAAAGAGGUCUGGUA
Messenger RNA from Triplophysa rosa, 2816 nucleotides. It is a transcript of the gene dffa, whose product is annotated as DNA fragmentation factor, alpha polypeptide. Gene Ontology annotation, biological process: apoptotic process; regulation of apoptotic process. NCBI's taxonomy places the organism in Eukaryota, Metazoa, Chordata, Actinopteri, Cypriniformes, Nemacheilidae. The coding region runs from base 165 to 1109 and encodes 314 amino acids. The record is from RefSeq and is a predicted model, not a curated record. The transcript is spliced from 6 exons.